GAUAGGACAGCCAGGAUUGGAAACCGGGAUAGAGCAACCGGGAUUGGACGGUGUCUCCUCUACCGGGGCCUGUGUGAGCGGUUUGAACGCGGAGCUCCUUCCCUAUUGGUCAGCCGCCUGUCUGGGGCGUUUCGCUGGGACUGCCCGGUUGUGUCCGGGUAAGAUGGCGUUAGAAGAGCAGUGCUCGGCACCACCUCGAUGGCGGUCUAUAUCUUUGACACACGUAGAGUUCCCGGAGGAUGAUCUGACGGGACAAGUGCUUGCCUACAUCAGUCUCCUACCCAUUGCGGUCCUUGUGGGCUUUGUUACACUCAUAGUGUUUAAACGGGAGCUGCACACGAUUUCAUUCUUCGGUGGGCUCGUCCUGAAUGAAGGGGUAAACUGGCUGCUGAAGCACAUUCUCAGAGAGCCGCGCCCAUGUGCAGGGGCUCAUUCAACCCUGACCACAGAGUAUGGGAUGCCCUCCAGUCAUUCCCAGCUCAUCUGGUUCUUUGUUGUUUACUUCUUUCUUUUCCUUUAUUUAAGAAUGCAUCAAACGAACAAUGCUCGAUGUGUGGACCUGCUGUGGAGACACAUACUGUCCAUCAUCCUGUUGGGCAUUGCCUUAUCAGUCUCAUACAGCAGGGUCUACCUGUUGUAUCACACCUGGAGCCAGGUUUUCUACGGCGGAGUGGCCGGUAGUACAAUUGGCAUAAUCUGGUUCUUUUUCACACAAGAGGUGCUGACACCAUUAUUCCCCAAAAUAGCAGCAUGGCCAAUAUCAGAGUACUUCCUGGUGCGAGACACAAGCCUGAUUCCCAACAUCUUAUGGUUUGAGUACACAGUGACCAGAUCAGAGGCAAGGAACAGACAACGAAAGCUUGGAACAAAACUUCAGUGAUCCACACAGUUCUUUUAUGAAACUGAGUUUAGGACCACACACACACACACACACACACACACACACACACAGACACACACAUACAAACAAAGCAAACACUCACUCAAUUAAAAAAAACACACUGGAGAACCAUCUUUUUGGACUGACGUGGUUGCAAGGAGCAAAGGGCAACAAAAAAAACAAAAAAACAACAAAAAAAACGUUUACAGGUGGCGAAAGAGUGCCUGGACCUGGCCCGGAGCCUACAGCCUGAGCAAGUCCGUCCACACGCCUCUCCUUCUUGUACAGCUUGCCCAAAUGCUCUUCAAUGCAUGCAAGACUGUGCAAGAGGCAUACUAUUUAAUGAUAGAUUAAUAUAUAUAUUUUAACUAUAAACGCACGCUGACAGUAACAGUGUACUGUAAGAGAUUCAAAGGAGCCAAAAAAAAAAAAGGAGGCUUUGGUCAAGUUUCAAACAAGUCGAUGGGCGUCAUUGCAGCAUGUAUUUAGUGAUCUUUUUUUCCCCUCUUCUCCCCUUUUUUCUUUCUUUUUUUUUUUUUUUUUUAAUAUUCUGACAGAUAGCUGGCGGGAACGGUUGGGGAGGGGGGUUGGUUAAGGCUAGGAUGGGGUGGUUUAUGGAAUUAACCAUUUUUCAUUUCAAAAAAAUUGGUUAUGAUGUAAUAUAAAUAAAAAUUUGCACUUUGUGAAAUUAAAAAAAAAAGAAAAACAAGAAAAAAACGACUAACACUAGUUAAAUGUUAAGACCCUGCCCCCUUUUUACCCUCAUCAGUCUUUGCUUUGUGUCUAUGACUGUCAGUCCUAAUAUAUUAGACUCCAAAGCUGAUCUGCAAGCAGUGUAAAUUUAAUGUACUCUUGAGCAUCGAGGUCGAGGUUUCUGUUCAUAUCCACGUUUGAGGAACAUGAGACUGAAUCACAGCAGCAGGUUUCAGUUUUUUUUUUUUUGUUCUUGAGAUGGUGUUUUGUUUUUUUGUUUUUUCUUAAUGCCUGGCACACAGUAGCAGCCUGGGAACAGAAUUUUCUUUGAGUUUUUUUUUUACUAUUCAGUAUCUUGUUUUCUACCGUUGCAGAGAGUUUUCUUUUUACCUGCAUUUCCAAGAUGACAUUCCAUAACUUUUUAGUAAGAAAACAUACAUAAUGACUGCUGAGGGUGGACGUGCUUUCUUUCUUCUCUUUUUUUUCCUUUUUUUUUUUUUUUUUUUUUACAGAAAGGAAAUUUAAAAAAUAAAGCCUCAGGUCAGUCGUAGCAUGUGAUUAUGCUUAAUUCCUCACAGCCCACGGCAGCUAAUGUUGACAGCUGUCAUGUGGGGAUCUGAAGCUGAUUUAAAACUGUCAUAUCAUUAGCUCCACAAAGGGAAGUAGUUCUCUUAGAAUAUGUUUUUUUUUCCAUGUGUAACCUAUAUCAGGCUGAAUAAAAAUGUGUUUAUGUACAAAA
Scomber japonicus (chub mackerel) is the source of this 2312-nucleotide messenger RNA. It is a transcript of the gene dolpp1, whose product is annotated as dolichyldiphosphatase 1. Gene Ontology annotation, molecular function: dolichyldiphosphatase activity. The transcript is spliced from 8 exons. NCBI's taxonomy places the organism in Eukaryota, Metazoa, Chordata, Actinopteri, Scombriformes, Scombridae. Bases 164 to 880 code for a protein of 238 amino acids. Gene Ontology annotation, biological process: protein N-linked glycosylation; lipid biosynthetic process. The record is from RefSeq and is a predicted model, not a curated record. Gene Ontology annotation, cellular component: intracellular membrane-bounded organelle; endoplasmic reticulum membrane.